GGCUUCCAGACGCGUGCCGCUUUUUAAACCGACGCAGCGUCUUCGAACACCAAAGAAGGAGUCACGCACGCGACCGUGACAUUCACGCAGCGCGCAGCGUCCAAUAACUUGAGCUGGGAAAGAGUUUGUUUGGAGCAUGGAUGUGUUAAGUCUGGAGGAUUGGAGCAAUGGUGCGCGGGAGGUUGCGGCGCUCAGGGCGCAGCAGCAAUGCUGCAGCAGUCCGGGGGCGGCGGGGAGGGCAGGGAAGCAGCAGAUGGAGGAGUCCAGCUACGAAUCUGGACUCACGCUCGUGGACAGCGGCAGUGACCCACGCGCCUGGCUGGCUCCGGCUUCUGGCAACUGUGAGACACACGAGUACCUGCGGCACUCGCCGUACUCCAGCAACUGCUCUUACAACGAGGCGGACUCCCCCGGGUCUUCGGGACAUCCAAGCCCACCCAGCCACAGAAAAUCUGCCAAGAGUCCCUCCUCUCCCUCGCUCAAAGUUCGGGACCUGUGCCGACUUCGUGGCGCGUCCACGGGGGGCAAAGACGAAGCAUCAGUAAGACACAGAGCCCCCUCCAGCAAGCCGAUUAACGGCAUCCAGAAGCAGAGGAGAGUGGCGGCCAAUGCGCGCGAGAGGAGACGCAUGCACGGGCUCAAUCACGCGUUCGACGAGCUGCGCAGCGUCAUUCCCGCCUUCGACAACGACAAGAAACUUUCCAAAUACGAAACUUUGCAGAUGGCGCAAAUUUACAUCAAUGCCCUGGCGGAGCUGCUCGAAGGUCCAUCUAACACGGAAGACUCCAGCUCCAUUUCUCCAGAGCGUGACAGUAUGCUGUCCUCCCCUGAGACAACGGACAGAGCCCCCCCGUCCCCACGCACAACGCCAGCGCCUGCGCCUGUUACCGGCGGCACGCUGCCGGUCCACAUCGGCGGGAUGCCCUUCCGGUCCUCCUUUGAGGAAAGUUCAUUCCCCGCCAAAGCUGGAGAUGAGCUCUCCGCUCCCUCUCCAUCAUCCUCCAUGCGCGCGGCCGCUUCGCAAUUCAGCCGUGGAAGAAAAGGGUCCCCACGAAGCGACGGGGAGUUUUCCCCCCACUCCCACUUCAGUGAUUCAGACGAGAUCGCGCUGGAACUUCACUCAAGUGAAGAAGAUGAUCUUUCAGAACUCAAGCUGCCCAGCCAUCACCACCAGCACACACUUCCCUUCUGAGCUGUUUAUCUGUCGACUGAAAAAUAGGCCUGUAAUGUUUUGUGUCAAUCAACUACUUUUGCAUUUUUUAAUUAAUUUUCUAAAAAGAAAUUGUCAAUUUUUUAAAACAAAAAAUGUUUUUCUUUCACCAUUUUAUACCUUAUAAUUCGAUUCUGCCAAUAAAGUAAGCUACAUCCUAUAAUUUUUUAGUUUCCAUGAAGACGUGGCUGGAAGACCCCCCCCCCCCCCUGCCAUGUCGUGCUCAGCACUGCCACGGGCAUUUUCCACGUCACUCCAUUCAUAAAAUCCGUCUUCCACAUAUAAUGCAUCAACUUUUAUGAAUCAGAAAAACAGUUGUGUUCCCAUUUUUAUUUUAGUUUUUUAUUAUAUUUAAAUGUUUAACUUUCAUUUUGCAACUUUAAAAGUUCUUAACGUGCACUUUAACAGAAACAGCCAAGAGGCUUUAGAUUUGCGGCUUUUCGUCCCCUUAAAAAACAACAGAAAGAAUAUAAGUUCAUUUAGUUUAGUGUAGCACUGCCAUACUUGUUACAAUAAAUUAUUACCCGUAGCCAUCAUCACUUCUUUCUUUUGUCAUUUUUCUUUUGUAACAUCUGAUUGUCUCUCGUCCUUCACUGGCUGAAAUGAUUCAUGUAUGAAAUGUAUUUAUUUCUUUUGUUUUGCUUUUUGUAAAGUUGUUGGAGAAGAAGAAGCGCUCGUUUUGCCAUUCUUUGUUUUUGUUUAAUUUGUUUUUGAGAAUUUUAAAUAAAUAUUAAAAUAAAGAAAAUGAGCGUUUUGUCUGUUGCUUUUAGGAUUUUUGGACAAGAAAACAACAAUUGUAUGAUUGUUUUAUGGCAUUUUGACUUUAAUAUCUAAUAACAUUUAAUGAUAAAGAGUUCAGUCAUUUACAGAUUGAGUUAAAAUGUUUUGCAAAAGUGGCCCAAAAAAACUUGAUUUUUAUUGCUAUAUUUUGUUUUUUAACAUUUUUAAAAAAUGCUUUCUCAUUUAUCUCUGGACCUUUUUGUGCUAAUUUGAGUGACAAAGUGUAUUCUGAAGAUUAUUAUUCAAGGACAAAUUGUUGGACAAGCCAGCUGUAAGGGUUUGAAUUUAUUUGGGAAGAUUCGUAGCAAUUUAUAAGUUUAUUUUCAACAUAAAUAUUCACUAAAAAAAUAUUUAAGAAGAAAAUUCAUAUUUUCUGACAUCAAAUAACAAAUUAAAUGAUUUUUAGCUUCACUAUGAAAUAUUACUAAUAAUAAAUAAGUAAAAGAAUGACAAAAUCCUUUAAAAUGUUAGUUUUUCGGCUAUAAAAGUCCCUUUAUUUGAAGGUUUCUAGGAGCAGAGUGUGAAAAAAAUGAUUGUAAGGGCUCUAAACCCUUUAACAAUCAAAAGGCCAUCAAGAGCCCAUUUAAAAUAUAUAUAUAUAUUAAAAAAACAGUAAUGUAUUACUUCC
Molecule: messenger RNA, 2618 nt
Organism: Oryzias latipes (Japanese medaka)
Lineage: Eukaryota; Metazoa; Chordata; Actinopteri; Beloniformes; Adrianichthyidae
Gene: atoh1a
Product: atonal bHLH transcription factor 1a
Biological process (GO): axon development; positive regulation of transcription by RNA polymerase II; sensory organ development
Cellular component (GO): nucleus
Molecular function (GO): DNA-binding transcription factor activity, RNA polymerase II-specific; protein dimerization activity; E-box binding
Source: RefSeq, a predicted model, not a curated record